This is a messenger RNA of Auanema sp. JU1783, 1311 nucleotides long. The record is from the annotation of a GenBank genome assembly. Lineage: Eukaryota; Metazoa; Nematoda; Chromadorea; Rhabditida; Rhabditidae.
AUGCAACGAAAAGCAAAUUUCGAGGAGAUUCAGGUUGUUGAAGUGACGGAAAACAAUUUCAAAUCCGUUUGGCCUUAUUUGUUAGAGUCAUUGAAGAAUGCAGAUGUCAUAGCUUUAGAUAUGGAGUUGUCUGGGCUUGGUUCCCAAAAGCUUUUAAUGAGUAAGAACAUUGAAGACCGUUAUGAAGUUAUCAGACAAGCAGCACUAAGCAGGAGUGUACUGUCUGUCGGUUUGGCCUUUUUUAAAAUUGAAAAGAAAGAUGAGGAGAAGAGAAGAAUAAAACUUCGUAGUCAGGUUUUCAACAUACUCACACUUUGUUCACAACCAUUUACAAUAGAGCCGGAUGCUCUAGCUUUUCUUUCCAAGCACAAUUUCGAUUUCAACCUGUUAUUUUCGUCCGGGGUGUCUUACAACCCUUCGACAUUAUUUAAAUCCUGCUACUUGCGAGUUCUAUUCAAUGAGAUUUUUUGUUCUUCCCUGCCUAUAUGUCUACACAAUGGUUUAAUAGAUCUCAUCUUCCUUUAUCAACAUUUCUAUUGCGAACUGCCUCCUAAGUUCUCACAAUUUGUCAAUGCCCUGAGUGACCUGUUCCCCAGCGAUUCUCCUAUCGUGGAUUCGAAGUACCUAGCAGAAUACAAAACACGGAUGAAAAGUUCAUUCCUAGAGUAUAUCUUCAGAAAAUGCCAAGGUGAUAAUGUCCGAGAGAGUAUCAGCAACAAAUGGCAUAAUAUUGACUGGUUGUGUUUAGGAUUACCGGAGGGCAUCGAACAGUCGAUAGAGCACUUGAAUUGUUCUCUCCCGUCCAAUUUCCCAUCUCACACUGUUCCAAUAGAUUUGAACGAAGCCAUAUGCCCACAGUUUACGAAUCAUGGUUUCUGUAAGAAGAAUGGGUGUGAUAAGAUGCAUGAUGUAGAUUUCGCAUUGGAUUUGGAGAAUGAGCGUCAAGAAAAAGAGAGAAAGCGAAAGAGGAAGAGAUAUGAUCACCUUGACCCUGCUCCCAAAAAGAGCGAAGAAUCACCUCGAAGUGCAUUGCGACUAAGCAUAGCUGACUUGAAGGAUAAACCUCGGUUGAGAGUAUCAGGAUGUCAUAGAGCAGGAAUUGAUGCUUUCAUGACUGGCUUUUCAGCCAUCUUUCAAUGUAGGAUGGACAUUUGCAGAGAAGGGAAAUUUUCUGAAAACGAUUGCAACAAAAUACCAUUAUCAGGAAAGGAAAUACCCUUAUUGAUACAGAUGUCCACAUUUGGAGGCUCUUGUGAGAAGCACUCGGAUAAAUUCUUUGUCAUUUCGAACCAACGGAAGAAGAAAGAGUGA